GCCCGGUGGAAACGCCCCCCUGCAGCUGACGCAUUCACGCUGACAAGAAGCACAUGACUAGCCGUGUUUACACCUGCAUUGUUACUCUGACUCUCUUCGUACAGUCAGUCAACAACCACUCUCCUGGAGAAAAAAGACAAACAUUUGCGACUGGCUCCAGAAAGCCGGCCCUCUAGCUGUCCACUAUGGACAACACAGACGUAGAACAGGUGACUCUGGCCCUGCUCGAUGCAGCCAACGACAAGGACCCAGCAGUCCAGGAGCAGGUCAGGAAGUCUGUGUUGACUUUGGGAAAACAGCAGCCAGACCGAGUGUUGGCUAUGUGUCAAGAUUAUCUUCUAAAACACCCUAAGUUGGUGGUGAUUCACAGAGUUGUUAUACUUCAAACCAUUGAGCUGAUAGUGAGCACCAGGAUCGAGGACAUCAAUGCUUCUAGAAUCAAGAGCAUCAUCUCACUGGCCUCUGAUGAAAUGACCAGAUCAAAGGAGGUCAUACCUGACUGGCAGCAGGCUGCAAGUAACAUAUUAGUAGCUGUCGGAAACAAAUACAUCAAUGACAUCAUGGAGGAAAUAUUGAGCAAGUUCCAGCCAGGAGUUCUACCUCAUUUCUUCGUCGUCCAAACAUUGGCCAACCUCUCUGACUCAAACGUUUAUGGGAUGGUACCAUUCCUGAAUGCUAUUCUGGGCACCAUGUUACCCAUGCUGGGUAUAGCCAAACAAGACAACAUGAAGUGGGUCUUUUCUUCUGCUCUGUGUCAUUUCAGCGACAGCAUUUUAGAGUACUUGGCCAACCUUGACAAGGCUCCAGACCCCACUGUGAGAAAGGACACAUUCUGCAGUGAGAUCUAUGCUGCCUAUGACAUUCUCUUCAAUAACUGGAUCCAGAGCAGAGAGCCAAAGCUCAGACUGACGGUGGCUGAAGCUGUUGGCUCAAUGUGUCACCUGAUGCCCAGUGAUAAACUGGAGGAGCAAAUUCCCAAGAUCAUCCCCACCAUCACGAGUCUGUACAAGAAGAACAACGAGCACUACGUCAUAAGCAAGAGUUUGUGCCAGGUCAUUGAUGCGUCGGUCAACAUGGGCAGCAGGGUGCUGGAGACACAACUCGAUGGUCUUCUCUUUGUGCUUCAUCAGCAGGUUUGUUCCCCUGUUGAUUACAAUGAUCCACCUACUGUCAAAAACCACAAUGAAAUCCUGCGCAGUUUCAGUUUGCUCGUGAACUCUUUCCCAGACCGGCUGGUCAUGUUUGUUCUGCAGAAGCUGGAGAACAGUAAUGAGCGCAGCAGGAUGGGCUCCCUGGCUGUGCUUCGUCACCUGAUUAACUCAUCCACUGCUACAAUGGAGAGCAAAAAGCUGCUCAUUCUGGCCAGCAUCAGACAGCCAAUGGCAGACCACAGUAAUAAGGUUAAAAAGCGUGUGGUGCAAGUAAUCAGUGCCAUGGCACAUCACGGAUACCUGGAGUUAGAGGGAGGGGAGUUAUUGGUUCGAUUCAUCGUUCAAAACUGUGCUUUGCCCGACACAAAUCAGCGAAGCCAAAGACCAACUGAUCCAGAGGAAGUGACUAAUGAGGCUCUGAGGACAAUGUGUGACAACACUCUUCAUCUCCUGACUACCACUGUCGGACGACUAGCUGACGUUCUUUGGCCCAAGCUCCUAUAUUACCUGACUCCCUCCCAGUUCAGCAACGCCACCACUCCUCUCUGUAAGAGCCUCAUCGUGCUGGGCAGCAAGAAGAAAACCAACCAGGAGCCCAGCUUCAACAUAGACUUCAAACAGGAAGUCAAUCUUCCAACUCCUCAAACUCUCAUGAUCAGACUGCUGGUCAACGCAGCAUUUCCAUUUAACAGCAGAGGUCAUGGCGCUCCGUCCCUCUCACUCCUCCAGGUCCUCAGCAUCAACAUACACCCCAACACAGAAACUCUGUGGGAGAAGGAGAUACCGCCUCUGCUUGCAGUGCUGGAGGAGUCAACGGCAGAAAGUCUGGAUAAGAAGCAGUGGGAUGAGAAGAUGCUUAAGCUCUUGUCGGAAACCCUGGCAGCGAUUGAGAAUGAAAAAUGGGCGUGUUCGCUGGCCGCCGAGGCCACAAAAUACCUCUCUACCUACAACAACGCCCAAGAGGAAAAGAGUUUCCUGUAUCGUUGUAUCGGAGUGACACUGCAGCAGUGUUUCAACAAGGAGUUUGUGAAAAAACAGCUCCAGGAAAUCCUCCUUACAGCACGACACAAUGACGCCGUGGAAAGAGAGGGAGUGGCAAUGGGCAUCGGUCUGUGCGCCAACAGCCAUUUAGAGGGAACCCUAGCUAAGCUGGAGGAGUUUGGGAAAUCGGACGCCUUUAAGAAGUCGCCAAGUAUUUUCAACCUGCUCAAAGAUCGCAAUGAAGUUGAGGUGGAGAAGGUGAAAAGCACUUUGAUCCUGUGCUACGGACAGGUGGCUCUGAACGCACCUCCAGAAACCAUACUGAACCGCAUCGAUCAAGACAUUCUGCGCUGUAUCAGCAAACACUUCAAUACCAAGGUUCUGGGGAUUAAAGUAGAGACAAAGGACUUGACAAUGAAACUCAGUUUGAUCCAAAGUGUUGGGUUGAUAGCCAAAGCAAUCAGCGUGUGUGUCAUGAAGCAAGGCUACGUCUUCUCUCGAAAGCAGGAGCUCAUCUCUGUUAUGCUGGAUUUCAUCAAGUCUGAGCACACAGACUCACUGAGGACUCCAGUACGUCACCUGGUGAUGAGCACCUGUUCCAACCUCAUGACUCUGGAACCAGCGCUGACGGAGAACGAGAGCUUUGAUUUGCUAAAGGUGUGCGUUAACAGUGUGUUUUCACUGCCACCUGAAACACACACGCCAGAAAAAAUCAAAGAUGAGGACUUACUAGACCCCAAGCAGAGACAGGCCCUCUACAAAGACACGCUGGCUGCACUGCAGGAGCUGCUGAAGAGCGUACUGGCCAGAGAUCCCACACCUGACGGUCUGCAGAAUGUCUUUAAGCACAUUGAAACGUGGCUGAGCUCUGGGCGGGACCAUGAGAGGGAGAGAGCCAUCACAGUCACCGCUCACAUACUAGCUUACUUUCUGGACAACCUGAACGUUAAGAACAUGGUAUCCUUUCAUAACGUUGGAGCGUUGUUGGGUCGACUUUCUCCUCGAUGUUCUGAUCCUCUUCCUGCCAUCCGUGCUGCUGCUAUCGACUGCAUUUACUCCCUGCUUUACAUCCAGCUGCGAUAUGAAGGGUUCUCCUUGGAUUAUAAAGACGAGGCCGUUGAAAGUCUGCUGCCCUUUAAGGAUCAGCUAGAAAACCCUGACCAUUCUGUUCUUUACAAGACCUGUUCAGAUCUUACCAAGGUGAUGAGCAAGCGUCUGCCUCAGCAGCAGCUGACCACGCUGGUCUUCAUGUUGUUUGAAGGGCUGGUCGACACUCAAACCAACUGCUGCCGGGCUUCAUCCGUCAUUCUCAAUACUCUGCUGAAGAACAGAGGAGGUGGACUGCAAGAUCUGGUCCCAGAGAUGCUGGAGGUGCUUCACGUGCGUCUGCAAAACAUCACAGAGGAACAAGUGAGAGUGGCAGUGGGACAGACGGUACUGAUUCUAGCAUCUCAGCAUCUGCAGACUGUUAUCAACACACUGAUUAACCAGCCGCUUCCUUAUGACGGCUGGACCAGUGAGAUGUGGAUGGCUUUGGGAGCAGACCCAAUAGUAGCCACUCAGAUUAUAGAAAUAGUGAUGGAGAAGCUCGUCGUCAUGGCACCUUAUGUUGACAAGAAGGAGAUGAUGAUAAGGGGAGGGACUACAAAGGUGGCCACCGGUCCACCUCUGGCUAUGACAUGUGGUCUCAAAGAGCUCCUUCUAAACGGUCACUGCCAGGAGCCCACAGUCAGUCUGUUUCCUCGCCUCUUCUCCUGCCUCACUGUCAGACUGGGAGCAAGCGUCGGCGUCUCCGCACCUAAAGACAACAACACCAAAAACGCUGGAGCCAUCCAUGUAGCGGGGGUAGCGGCUGACGCUCUCAGAAUCUUGUUGGCUCGAGUUCAGUUAGAUGAAGUGUCCAAAAGGCUGGAAGAAGAUAAAGCUUGGGAUGCAAUAAAGGAGCCAAGUACACACAUUAUGGGAGUGACUUUAUUAGCAAGGGCGAUGGCGAAGCACGCUGGGCCCAGGUUACCUGCUAUCAUAGAGUGUCUGUGUCCGUUCCUGAACAACAUUUAUGAAUGUCAGAGAAUCACCGUCACUGCUUUCUUCUCCGAGCUGCUGAACCACCACGUGGUGACGGAGCUGAUGCUAAUCGACGUGUUACUCAACAACAUGAUGGAGAGGGUAUCAGACCCGUGCUGCACCGUUCGCAUGCUGGCCGUUCGAGGGUUGGGGAACAUCGCCGUGGGAUCGCCUGAAAAGGUCAACAAAUAUGCCAAGGAGCUGCUGGCAGCCAUGAGCUCAGGGAUGGAGGAGAAGGAUGAUCCCGGUAAGCUGAUUACCCAUGAGGCCAUGUCUGGACUGUCCAAGGUCCUUCAACACCUGGACGAGAAGAACAUCCACCUGCUCGUAGUUUACAUCUUCAUGAAGAUCAAACCAUUCUUGGAGAGUGAGAAUGACGACAUCCGCCACGCCUCCAUCCUUCUGAUGGGAAACCUCUCCAAGUUUGGUUCAGGAGAGCCUGUGUUUAAAGACCAGAUCCACAAUGUUCUGGUCAGCCUGCUGUUACACCUGGUUGAUCCAAACCCACAGGUGGUCAAGGCUUGCAAGUUUGCCAUGCGAGUGUGUGCUCCUGUGGUGGGUUCAGAGCAGAUCACAGCCAUGUUUCAGAACCAUCUCCAUGAGGACAAGAGCUUGCACUACGGAGAGUUCAUCAACGAUCUCACCAAGUAUCUGAUUCAGGAUUUUCCUGGCAUGCUGAACUUCUACCACAUCUCAGUGAUCCAGUUCUUCAAGAGUAACUGGCCUGAAGUCCGAGCAGCAGCUGCCAUGUUUAUAGGGUUUCUACUGGGCAAUCUUCAACAAGAGCACUUCUCCCAACUCAACAUGCCCACAGUCACAAAAGGUUUAGUGCUGCUGCUUCAGGAUUCAGACCCUGUGGUUCGAGUGAAGGCCGCUGAAGCCAUGGGCCAAUUUCACUGACUCCCCCACACACAUUCUGAUCUUUGGUCAGGGUUCAUCAUUCCACAGAUCUCUUCAAGAAAUGCAUAGCAAAGAGCAAAACCUCCAUUCCGUUUGCAAAAUGUAGCCAAAACUUCAGCAAAAAUUUCAACCAAACCGACCAAGAAAGAAAGUAGUCACAUUAGUAGAUGUUCCUUUUUCAUACCAGUGAGCACUGGAAGCAUGCACAUAAACCUAACAUUGUUUAGCCUCUUUUCACUUAACCUAUGGUACUUGAAUGACUUAAUGGUUAACCAUGUUUUGGUGACUAAGGACCGUGUUUAUAGACCGUGUUUUAGGAUGCAAUAGAUUUGUUCUAAUUUUACUAAACGUGUCCAAUGUUUUGUUGAAAAGAACAAAAACUAAUAUUUUAGAAUAGAUGUAGUCUCUUCAGAUGUUAAAUGUGCAAUAAUACAUGAGCAGUAACAGCAAAAUGGAACUCACUUGAAGUACGCCUGAUCCACAAUCCAUCCAUGCUAACAGGGUUUUAGUCUCAUAACCAUGAAAUGAAACGGGAAACACUCUUAACUCCUACAAAACUGACUAAUGUUCAUAAUAAUCAUUGACUUCCAUAGCUUUGGCCUUUUCUGUGUGAUUAGAGUUCCAUCCUAUGAAGUUUUUGCUUUUAACAGUCCAGCUUAAAUAAGUGCCAAAUUUCCGUUAGAUUUCUUUUACUCUAUUAGACUGUAGACAUUUUAUUCUUUAUCUUGUCUCUCUAAAAUUGAACAAUCAUGUUUCAUUGUACAUUUGUAUGUGUGUUGUACCUCUGUAGGUAUUUGUGUGACUGGUUUGUUCUAGUAAGAAUGUUUAUCAUGUAAAGAAAAAUUAAAACCUAACUAGCCAUCUUCAUGGGGGUUUUUGACGACCAAAAUUUUCAAGGCCGCUGCACUGUCGUUUACCAUUAAGAAUACUUUCAUAUUUUUCUUUGCACUUUAAAUCUCAAACUUGAGUUUCUUAAGAAAAAAUGUGAAGACGUGUUCAGCUUUUAGGUCUCUAUGAAUCAUCUCAUCAUUUGCUUUUAAGCACAUGCAUGCAUGCAUGUGUGCUUUAUUUUGUGGGUUAUGAGUUUAGGCCAAAACAAUAAUAAUAAAAUAUAGCUUUCUUUUUUUUUGCCUUAAUUGAGGUUAAUUUCCCUUUAAUUUGACCCACAGCUUUUGAUGCUUUUACACUUUAAUUUUUUUUUUUAUUGAUUGUACUCAUGGUAUCAUUGCUAUUUUUCCAACAUGUUUAUAGUGUAAUAUAUGUCUAUGUGUGGUUGACAUGGUAAUGCUAUUUCUAAUAACAUGUGAGUUCAAUUCUGCAUACAAAUGUUCAUGUUCUGGAAAAGACUGGACAAUGGAAAUCUGUAUUUUCAAUAAAGAUUUAAACUGUCAUUUA
Messenger RNA from Oryzias melastigma (Indian medaka), 6491 nucleotides. It is a transcript of the gene mroh1, whose product is annotated as maestro heat-like repeat family member 1. Bases 186 to 5096 code for a protein of 1636 amino acids. The transcript is spliced from 45 exons. Lineage: Eukaryota; Metazoa; Chordata; Actinopteri; Beloniformes; Adrianichthyidae. The record is from RefSeq and is a predicted model, not a curated record. Gene Ontology annotation, cellular component: cytoplasm.